Messenger RNA from Culex pipiens pallens (northern house mosquito), 3745 nucleotides. RefSeq lists its product as uncharacterized. Bases 291 to 1751 code for a protein of 486 amino acids. Lineage: Eukaryota; Metazoa; Arthropoda; Insecta; Diptera; Culicidae. The transcript has 5 exons. The record is from RefSeq and is a predicted model, not a curated record.
UCGUGUUUUUUACCGUUGUACAUAAAAAUUUACAUAGGGCUUUAGUACCCAAUUGAAGCUUAAUUUUAGGACCCAAUUAUUUUUUUACGUCCGUGAGUUUCCAAACGAACGCACCAAUAUGUCAAUAUAUUAUUCUGACGGGGAGCUGACCUGACAGGUAUAUGUUUUGACGUUUAAGUUCACCAUCACGCAAAUGUCAUUUUUAUGCAAAGUAGGUGAUUUCUACGUUUUCAAAAUUAAAAGAUCAAACGAAAUAUUAUUGAAUCGCGACUUCACAGUUAAUCAUCACUAUGGGACGAAAUUCGCGCAACAGUUCGUUGUUUUUUAAAUGCAAAAAUGUUCCCUACAGUUCGAGGCCGCGUCAUCGUGUACAGAACGCUCCAUCAGGCCAAAACGAUACUCGGGAUGUUAGUUCAAUGAGGGCAGCUUUGAAUGAAGAGGUUUCUCGUCAUCCACAUGCAGCAGGUGUGAACUUAAUUGGUGUACCUUCAUCAUUACGGAUGGAACAAAGUUCGCCGACAACAGAGCACCCACUCCCGCAUCAUGACAGUGCAACGGAAAUUAACAGUAUUGGUGCUCAUGGCGAAUCUAUAGUCGAUCCUGGUGUACUGACUACGUGCGAGGAGGUAAACAAGGAUCAAAUAUUUAAAAAAAAAAACUUCUCAAAAUUGCCUCAAUUUACCUUUCAGACCCAACAAGUACCAAUGGAAGAAGAUAAUGAACAAGCCAUUACAACGAAGACCUGGGAAGAUUUGGGGAACGGAAACAGAUCAGAGACAUUUUUGUUUGAUUUGUCGGACACCGAGCUCAUGGACGAAGAUUCCGAUGUUGAUUUAUCCGAGGACGAAAGCUCUACUCUAAACGAUAGUCAAAGUUUUGAAGAGUCUUUUGACGAUGAGGAAGCUGACGAAAUACCAGCGAAAAAAGACGAAGAACCGUUACAUCCGUCCCUGCCACUUUCAAAACAAGAUGUAUUGCAAUUAGUCCUAAUCUAUUUUAUGCGACAUAAACUAACCAACGUGGCGUUGUGCGAUUUACUUGCCAUGAUCAACGUAAUCAUAGGAAAAAAAAGUUUGCCGGAAAAUUACGAAACAUUCAGCAAUUAUUUUUCUUUUGAUAAAUACCAAAGACAGUUUAUCUGUUCUAGUUGCGGCUUAUACACUGGAGAGGAAAAGGGUGUUUGCACAAAUUGCUCGGGCACAAAGUUUUCGUUUUUUGUCGUUUUUGACAUCGCUGCAAACAUCGCCAAUAUUUUGAAAAGAAACUGGAGUUCCAUUGUAGAACAUAAACAAAAAAGCAAAUCUUCUCCCGUUGUCACUGACAUUGUAAAUGCUGCAAUGUAUAAACAUAAAACUUCUAAACAUAACAUAACUUUGUCGAUGAACACAGAUGGAGUAAAAGUAUUUAACUCGUCGAAACGUUCCCUUUGGCCGGUUAUGUUUCAAGUAAACGAUUUACCACCCAAAGUAAAAUUUUUAAGAAAAAAUAUCGUGGUUGCGGCCUUGUGGCUAGGAGAUCAUGAGCCACCGAUGGAUGCUUACCUCAAACCUGUCAUGGAGAUUUUGAAUACGUUGUUUACCGGAGGAUUAGACAUUGGAAUCGUGAAAAUUGAUAAAAUUGAGGUAAUAAUAUCAUUAGGAAAAAAACCUAAUUUGUCUUCAAUGUUGAAUUUAAAUUCAUUACCUGACUAUUUUCUUUUUGCUGUUUCCUUAGGUGACGGCAUGUCUCGCCGACACUUUGGGACGGUGUAAGAUACAAAACUUUAAACAAUUCAAUGGUUACGAAGCGUGCGGUUUCUGUUAUCACCCUGGCGAUUUGAAUGGCAGGCAGGUGCGUUAUGGAUACAGAACAACUGUUGUUAAACGGAAUCAUUACGACACAUUAAAAGCCAUGACUACCAGUGCAGCUACAAAUCAGUCUAUUAAAGGAGUAAAAGGGAUCUCACCAUUAAUUUAUCUCCCUAAUUUUGACUUAAUUAGAGGUUGUCCAAUAGAUUUCAUGCAUUGUGUUUUGCUAGGUGUUUGCAAGCAGCUUUGUAAAAUUUGGUUCGAGACUCCGCGGAGUACAUGUUAUGUUAAAAGUAAAAUCAGCUCAAUCGAUAGUUUCUUAAUGACAAUACUAGAUUUUAACGAAUCGUCCAGGAGGCCUAGAAAAAUAAGCGAUCGUGCAAGUUGGAAAGCCAACGAGUGGCUUCAUUGGCUGAUCCAUUACAGUGUCGUUCCGCUAAAGUUUAUUCUUCCUUCUCCGUUCUACAAACAUUUUCUGUUGUUGGUAAGAACAAUUUCAGAUCUGCUACAAAAUUCUAUUAGUGAAGAAACAUUCAACAUUUGUGAACAAAGAAUGCAGAAGUUUGUGGAAUCAUUUGAAAAUUUAUAUGGAUUACAAGAAAUGUUAUAUAAUGUUCACCUUUUGACACAUAUUGUUGAUUGUUCAAAAGACCACGGUCCACUGUGGGCAUUUUCUCUCUUACCAUUUGAGGAUAUGAAUGGAGUGUUUAAAAAAUUUAUCAAAGGGCCAAAGGAACCACUCAUUCAAAUAUCAAACCGUUGCUCAAUUCAGUCGUAUGUGCACAAUUCGUUAAUAGAAAGCUCGCCCAGUACAAUUGAUUAUCUAACUAAACUAAACUCGAUAAAAUACUGUGAAUCCAAAAAAACUGACUACACUUUCAAUUUAGAUAUCUCAAUUCCUAAUUUGUACUCUUCAAACAGACAAUUUACAGUUUUUUCUCGACUUAAGUUUUUAAAUUUUUUGUAUAAGCCUAUGAACUAUGACAGUAACGAUCAAAAACAUUCAAACAAAUCAAACAAUGACUGCUAUUUUAGCGUUGAAGAGGACGGUGAAUUCAUAUUUGGAGCAAUUCAAAAAAUUUUAUCUGAUGCAAAUGGAUUUUAUUUUUUAAUUAGUCCUUUAGAAAUAAAAGCUGUAAAUGAUUUAUUAUUAGAGGCACAAUUUGUAAAACAGAAGAAUGUACUCGUGAAGAUUAAUGAUACACUUACAAAAUAUUUAUUACUAGAAUUUAAGGGAAGAAUGUUUCUGCGAAAACUUAUGUAUACACUUCACGUUGACUGAAACUUAGAAAAUUAUAAAAUUGUGUAAUAAAAAUGUGUUAUUCCAACAGCAAGAAUAAAAAGGACAGUCACAAAACUGUUGAAGCUUUUUUUUGUAUUACGCUAAUUCGAAUGGAACUGCAUUUCAAUGAGCAAAUCUAAAUUCGCUUAUAAACGACUGACAGCUGUCAAUAGCUGGAAACCACGUGUUCGGAAAUUGUUGAACAAUGGGGUUGAAACGUCAACAUAAGUUUCACAACUGGUUUUGACGGUUGAGUGCUUUUUAAUUCGAAAACGUUUAAAAUAGCGAGCAUUCAGAUUAGCAUACAUUCGAAGUAGCGAAAUUCGAAUUAACGAAUCCGCUCUGUAUCACGAAAGCAUAUUUCCUUGCAAUGGCCACAUAUAAAAGCAGUUAAGUUAAAAAUAGUUCAUGCGCUAAACACUUAAACACAUUAACUUAACUGAAAAAAUGCAUCGAACUUUAAAAAACACAUUCUCAAGAUUGUAAUUUACAGUGUGUUUAAGAAAAGUUUACAUUUGAGAAAUAUAUAAAACCAUUAUAAGUUACUGUAACCAUAAAACAUAUAAACGUGACAGCAUUGUAAACAAAUAACAAUACCUUAAAAUUUGGUGUAACGAUGAAUUUUAUGGUACUUUUACCUUCAUUCUAUUAUACUUUCAAAAAAGUUGACAAUACA